Acaromyces ingoldii is the source of this 1675-nucleotide messenger RNA. RefSeq names its product aldehyde dehydrogenase 3B1. Gene Ontology annotation, molecular function: aldehyde dehydrogenase (NAD+) activity. NCBI's taxonomy places the organism in Eukaryota, Fungi, Basidiomycota, Exobasidiomycetes, Exobasidiales, Cryptobasidiaceae. Gene Ontology annotation, cellular component: cytoplasm. The coding region runs from base 13 to 1521 and encodes 502 amino acids. The record is from RefSeq and is a predicted model, not a curated record. The transcript is spliced from 3 exons. Gene Ontology annotation, biological process: aldehyde metabolic process.
CCUACACCAACGAUGGCUACUCCCCAAGAACAAGCCGGGCUGGUCUACAGCACCGUCGAAGAGAUUCCCCAGAUCAAUGCCGAUCUCCGCAAGGUCUUUCUCACCCACAAGACUCGUGAUCUCGAGUAUCGCAAGAACCAGCUCAAGCAGAUGGCGUUCAUGAUCAAGGACAACGAGAACCUCCUCGUCGAGGCACUCAAAAAGGACCUCGGUCGUUCGCGCUUCGACUCCGUCUUUGGUGAGACGAUGCUCGUCGUCAACGAAAUCGUCGACACAAUCAAAAAUCUCGACAAGUGGGCCAAGUCUGAGCGCGUCUGGGCCGGUAUGGCUUGGCCCAUGCACUACCCGACCGUCCGCAAGGAGCCCAAGGGCACCGUCCUCGUACUGGGCGCUUGGAACUACCCCUUGAACGUGCAGGUUUCACCCGUCAUCUACGCCAUUGCCGCGGGUAACUGCGUGGUCAUGAAGCCCUCUGAGGUGGCUCCUCACUCUGCCAAGCUUAUCGCUGAGCUGUGGGGCAAGUACAUGGACCCCGAGACGUCGCGCAUCGUCAAUGGCGGCAUUCCCCAAGCCACAGCGCUGCUGGACCAGCGCUGGGAGCACAUCAUGUACACCGGCAAUGGUACCGUUGGCCGCAUCGUGGCUGAAAAAGCUGCCAAGUGGCUCUGCCCCGUCACUCUUGAGCUCGGCGGUAAAUCGCCUACCAUCAUCGACGAGACGGCCGACCUGGCAAAGACGGCACGAAGAGUCCUGUGGGGCAAGACUUUCAACAGCGGCCAGACGUGCAUCGCGCCCGACUACAUCAUGUGCACGCCCGCCGUGCAGACGAAGCUCGUCGAGGAGUUCAAGAAGGCCAGCAAGGAGUUCUUCCCCAAUGGACCGGCCAAGUCGGCUGACUUCUCCCGGAUCAUCAACGACGGCCACUGGAAGCGAAUCAACUCGAUGGUCACCGGUACCCGGGGUAAGGUUGUCCUGGGUGGCGACGGCGACCAAUCGACAAAGUACCUGGCCCCUACCAUCAUUGCCGAUGCGCCCCAGGAUGACUCGACCAUGAGCGGUGAAAUCUUUGGUCCCGUGCUGCCCAUCUGCACCGUCAAGAACAUCGACGAGGCAAUCGACUUUGUCAACAGCCGCGACCAGCCCCUCGUCCUCUACUACUUCGGUGACCAAAAGAAAGCCAAGAAGGUCCUCGACAACACGCGUUCGGGCGGCGCCGUUGUCAAUGACACGCUGCUUCACUUUGCCGUCGCCGAGCUUCCUUUCGGUGGCACCGGACCCUCAGGUUAUGGCAACUACCACGGAAAGGCUGGCUUCGACACCUUCUCCCACGACCGUGCCACGCUCAAUGCACCCGCCAAGGGCGUCGUCGGCUUCGCGAUUGAAAAGGUCAUGAGCAUGCGUUACCCGCCCCUGCGUGAUUCGGAUCUGGCCAAGUUCAAGCUCUUGUCAGGGAAGAGCAUCAACUUUGGCCGGCCGACGAACCCUCAUCAGAGUCCGUCCAGGAGCCGCGCCGCUCUCUGAGGUCCAAGCUCGCCAUCAUCGUCUUGCUCAUCUCGAUCGUCUUCGGUGCUCGUCAACGCGGCCUGCUCACUUUCUAAUUUGUCUACUUUCUAUGGCUUUUCUAGCCCUUUCGGAUACUUUGACACUCUGGAAUGAGAAGAAACUGGAUUUAUAC